Molecule: messenger RNA, 1127 nt
Organism: Drosophila hydei
Lineage: Eukaryota; Metazoa; Arthropoda; Insecta; Diptera; Drosophilidae
Gene: St2
Product: estrogen sulfotransferase
Exons: 3
Coding region: 76-1026 (316 amino acids)
Biological process (GO): sulfation
Cellular component (GO): cytoplasm
Molecular function (GO): sulfotransferase activity
Source: RefSeq, a predicted model, not a curated record
CGCUUGGGCUGACUUUCCACUUGGCUGUUGCUGCCAGUCGUUGGCAGACAGUGCAGAGAAAAGGUAGCAACAGACAUGCAGCUCACCUAUCGAGAAUUGGAUGCGGAUAUAGUGCGGCGCACAAAUGCGGUAUUUCCAGUGCAGGAUUGCUUUGUGGAGGUGCUGCCGGAUCGGCUAGUGAUACCACGCAAGUACAUCGAAAUGGGUGAAUCCAUACGGGAUUUGCCCAUCUACAAAGAUGACGUUUGGAUGGUGUCGUAUCCACGCACCGGCUCGACAUGGGCGCAGGAGAUGAUCUGGCUGCUGGGCCAUCAGCUGGACUACGAAGCGGCCAAACAGGAUUUGCGCAUGCGAGCACCCUUGAUCGAGUUGUCCGCACUGUUCAGCACGGAUCACCAUCAGUGGGUGUCCGAUGCCUUUGGCAACACAGUGGAGCUGGUAAAGAAUCUGCCACGCCCGCGCUAUGCACGCUCGCACCUCUCCUGGCAGCUGCUGCCCUCGCAAUUGGAUACGAUCAAGCCAAAGAUUGUGUACACUGCACGCAAUCCCAAGGAUCUGUGCGUAUCCUACUACCACUACUGCAAGUUGCUGCAUGGCAUCAAUGGAGACUUUGAACAAUUUGUGGAACUCUUUCUGGGCGGGCACACGCCCAUGGGCUCGUAUUGGAAGCAUGUGCUGCCCUUCUGGAAGCGCAGCUUCGAUGACAACGUAUUAUUUAUCAAAUACGAGGAUAUGGUGCGUGAUCUGCCUGCCGUAAUAAAACGAUGUGCUCAAUUCCUGAAUGUUUCGGAGCUGCUCAGCGACGACAAUAUGAAGAGAAUUUGCCAACACCUUCAAUUUGAUAGCAUGCAAAGCAACGGGGCUAUCAAUAUGGAAACGUUAAUUCCACAGCGGGAGACGAAGUUCAUACGCAAGGGCAAGGUUGGCGACUGGCGAAAUCAUAUGACUGAUGAAAUAUCGGAACGAUUUGAUUCGUGGUCCGAGCAGCAUUUAAGGGGAAGCGGACUUACAUUUGAUUACGAUUAGGCCAAUAUUCUUACAUAUAUGGAUUUCAAGUUUUUGCCUUGCUAGCCAUUCUACCAACGUUUGAAUGUAUGUUUACAUUAGUAUGUUAAGAUAAUUUCACC